Molecule: messenger RNA, 843 nt
Organism: Aspergillus brunneoviolaceus CBS 621.78
Lineage: Eukaryota; Fungi; Ascomycota; Eurotiomycetes; Eurotiales; Aspergillaceae
Exons: 2
Coding region: 280-843 (187 amino acids)
Source: RefSeq, a predicted model, not a curated record
CUGAUGGCCUUCCAUAUCAAUACAUUGCACCUCGAUUAUCUCGAAGAAUCUCUCAGCAUACUGCUACCGGCGAGAAAAACAAGAAGAAUCAGCUUACCGCCCUAAUCUGUCAAUUAACAUAAAAAGUCUAUCCUUGGGAGCAGGGAGUCCAGACGCGAGUACGAAUGCGAAGAUGAACCUUGAGGGAGCAGUAAAGGUGGUACGGCAAAUGCCUCAGGCUGGCGGCCUGUCUCUUGCGGCAUUAAACCAGUCGCUUCAGCGAAAUUGGUCCUCGUCGCCAUGUUCCAAGCCCCCGGCGCUGCCGACCUGGAGGGUGUGGAGCAGAAGGUGACUGCCAUUCUAACCGCGCUUGGCUUUUUGGUCCAGAGUGAGAAGCUCCAGCAACCAGAUGUUGAUAAAGCGAUGCAGCAUCUUUUACAGAGGCGGAUUGUGCACUUCGCGUGCCAUGGUGUGGCCGAUCCGCUUUAUCCCGCGGACAGUGGGUUGCUUCUGAAACAGCCACCGCCACCCAUCGCCACCCCUCAGCAACAGGUUUUGACCGCGACCAGAUUGUGUAUCUCCUGGCUUGCUCGACGAUGCAAGCCCGGGCUCCGGGCUCCGGGGCCCCAGGAUGAACACCUCCCUGUCGUCAGCCGCUUUCAGGUCGCGGGAUUCAGACACCUGAUCGGUUGCUUAUGGCCGUCGGAUAACGCGAACUGGAUCGAGAGUGCUUGCUCAUUUUACACGCACCUCCACCGAGGCGGGAUGCAGGGACUCACAGACCAAAAGAUCGAGUUGGCUCUCUACAAAGCAGUCAAGGCGAUAUCGGAGCACCAGAAGUAUAAAAGGCAACCGUGGAACUAG